AAGCACUAUAGUAGUAGAUUAGAAGGAUCUACACAAAUAAAUUGAUUCAUAACAUAAAUUUUCCUUCACUUUCCAGCAAAAUCAUUUUCUUGUUGAAAAAACAAAAAAACCAAAACCUAACAAGAAAAUGCGCAACAACAAUUCACAAGGUAGCAGAAGCAACAACAACAACAACAACAAUAUGAGCAUUCUAUCUUCCCGAACAAGUUCACGUUCUGUAACAGAAACCGUUAACGGUUCACACAAGUUCGUAAUUAAGGGAUAUUCACUUGCAAAAGGAAUGGGAGUUGGAAAACACAUAGCCAGCGAAACUUUUACCGUCGGUGGUUAUCAAUGGGCAAUUUACUUUUAUCCCGACGGUAAAAAUCCUGAAGAUAAUUCUGCAUAUGUUUCUGUUUUCAUUGCUCUUGCUUCUGAAGGUACCGAUGUUAGAGCUCUUUUUGAACUCACUUUGCUUGAUCAAAGUCCUAAUGCUAAACAUAAGGUUCAUAGUCACUUUGAUCGAUCUCUUGAAAGUGGUCCUUAUACUCUCAAGUAUAGAGGCAGCAUGUGGGGUUAUAAGCGGUUUUUCAAACGUGCUCAACUUGAGGCCUCGUCCUUCCUUAAGGAUGACUGCUUGAAGAUAAACUGCACUGUUGGUGUUGUUGUGUCGUCCAUAGAUUGUUCCAAACUGACCACCAUACAUGUGCCUGAAUCUGAUAUUGGAUCGCAUUUUGGCAUGCUGUUAGAGAAUGAGGAAGGAUCUGAUGUUACUUUCUCUGUUGGUGGAGAAAGGUUUCAUGCACACAAGCUUGUUAUGGCAGCUCGGUCACCUGCAUUUGAAGCUGAGUUUUUCAAUCAGAUGGAGGAAGAUGACUGUGAUAUAGUUGUUACAGACAUGGAACCUAAGGUUUUCAAGGCUUUGCUUCAUUUUAUUUAUAAAGACACUCUUAUAGAAGAUGAAGAGUUCUUCAUGUCACGCUCAUCAUUCCUGUCUUCAAUAUCUGAAACAUUUGCAGCAAAAUUAUUAGCUGCUGCGGAAAAGUAUGAUUUGCCUAGACUUAAGCUGAUGUGUGAGUCUGUACUUUGCAAAGAAAUCUCUAUAGAUUCUGUUGCCUAUAUUCUGGCUCUUGCUGAUCGCUAUCAUGCUACGGAGUUGAAGUCCAUCUGUCUACAGUUUUCUGCUGAAAACCUUGUUGCUGUGAUGCAGUCUGAUGGUUUUGAGUAUCUAAAGGAAAACUGUCCGUUGCUGCAAUCAGAACUGCUUAAGACAGUUGCAGGAGGCGAAGAGGAAUUUAGUGGAGAAGGAAAAUGCCGAAGCGUGUGGGCCCAAGUUUCUGAUGGCGGUGAGACUGUAAGACAACAAACCUGGGAAAACGGAGUUGAAAGAGGUCAGAACUUAUGGGUUAACCUUUCUGAUGGCGUUAACAAUGAUAGGAGUCCAGGGCAAGAAGCUUGACAAAGUAAGCUAGCAUUCCUCUUUAGUUAGGUUCAAGUAUAGAUUACACUCCAUUGCAGGGACAGGGACAACAAUAACCCCCUAUUUGUAUGGAGAAGGGGGUAGGAACUCAAAACAAUGUAAAGGAGGCUGAGAUACAGCCACCACUGUAACAAGAUUGUUAUUGUUUUUCUUUUUAUUGAUUAUAUGAUUACAAGGAUUGAUUGGUAGCAAUAAGUAAUGACAUUGAUCAUUGUAUGGAAGUUUUUGUUGUCUGUUACAUUAUAAAUGACACUGGUCUUAUUUCUUCAAA
This is a messenger RNA of Trifolium pratense (red clover), 1730 nucleotides long. Its product is annotated as BTB/POZ and MATH domain-containing protein 4-like. The record is from RefSeq and is a predicted model, not a curated record. Gene Ontology annotation, molecular function: protein binding. Lineage: Eukaryota; Viridiplantae; Streptophyta; Magnoliopsida; Fabales; Fabaceae. The transcript has 4 exons. Gene Ontology annotation, biological process: protein ubiquitination. Bases 128 to 1438 code for a protein of 436 amino acids.